AUGGAUUUAGCAGAUUUACAAAGUGUAAAAAGCUUUGCUAAUAAAUUUAUCAAUGAAAUUGGAGAAUUGCAUAUAUUAUUUAAUAAUGCAGGAAUAAUGAUUAAUAAUCAAGUCAUUAAAACGAAGGAUAACUUGGAAAUACAAUUUCAGGUCAACCAUCUAGCACCAUUGUUACUUACUUUAUUGUUAUUGGAUACAAUAAAAAAAUCGGUUUCCGCUGAAUUACCUGGAAAAAUUGCAUUUACAAGUUCGGGAACUCAAAGAUAUGGAAAAAUUGAUUUUGAUAAUUUAAAUCUUGAGAAAGAUAUUACGACGUUUUUGCUUCAACCUGGUAUAAUUCAAACAAAUUUAGGCCAUAUGAAUAGCGGCUUGUCAAAUUUUCUCCAAAAUUUAUUUGUAAAAAUGUAUGAAAUACCAGCUGAACAAGGUGCCAUCAAUGUUCUAUAUCCCGUGCUUUCUCCCGAAAAUAAAGAAACUGGAAAAUAUUAUCAUGAAGGUCUUGAAAAGGAACCAAAUGAAAUUGUAGAAGUUAUGAAGAGACUAUGGAACGUUUCUGAACAAAUAUUAAAGAUCAUGAAAUGA
Messenger RNA from Rhizophagus irregularis DAOM 181602=DAOM 197198, 582 nucleotides. The record is from RefSeq and is a predicted model, not a curated record. Lineage: Eukaryota; Fungi; Glomeromycota; Glomeromycetes; Glomerales; Glomeraceae.